ACUGUUAGCCUGGACUGGAAAGUAAUUCGCAGAGGGUCCUGGAAACAGUAUAAGAGACUCGUGGCCGACAAGCCGCCACCAGCAGCGGAGGACGAAGCCGUGGUGGACACUGCAGGCUCACCGUAG
Molecule: messenger RNA, 126 nt
Organism: Mesocestoides corti
Lineage: Eukaryota; Metazoa; Platyhelminthes; Cestoda; Cyclophyllidea; Mesocestoididae
Source: the annotation of a GenBank genome assembly